Magallana angulata is the source of this 1616-nucleotide messenger RNA. Its product is annotated as procathepsin L-like. The record is from RefSeq and is a predicted model, not a curated record. NCBI's taxonomy places the organism in Eukaryota, Metazoa, Mollusca, Bivalvia, Ostreida, Ostreidae. Gene Ontology annotation, molecular function: cysteine-type endopeptidase activity. The transcript is spliced from 8 exons. Gene Ontology annotation, cellular component: lysosome. The coding region runs from base 395 to 1381 and encodes 328 amino acids. Gene Ontology annotation, biological process: immune response.
UGUUUAACGAAGAACCUACUAUUGGUACUCAGAUUGCACUAAGAUAAAAAUCAUAUGAGUUCCUAAUGCACAAACUAUACUUCACUUUGUACUUUAUGAAAAUGUCACUUGUUUCUUUUAUACGAAUGCAUUCCUUUUAAAUUAGUCGAUACAUAUGGCUGAGUCUUUCUUAAGAAACACGUUGUUUUUGACCAGCCUGUAGUCAUGGCUACACAUUUGGAGCUUUCGUAAAAACUGCAAUCAUCAUUGUUUUACAAAAAUACUUAAAACAUGUUAUAUUUGAAGAGUGUUUCUUGUAAGUAAAAUUGUAAGUAGUAAUCAUAGCCGCUGUGAAUCUGUCAAAGACACUUCCUGCUCUUCUACCAUCUAGCUUCUAUUUUUUUUCCAAAUAAACAUGGCGUUGAAAUACUUACUUGUCCUCGAGGUUUGUGUGUUUGCUGCCUUUGGCGGACUUUCUGAUCUCUUUCUGGAUAAAGAAUGGGAAGAAUUUAAGCGGAUCUACAGUAAAACCUAUACAAAUCAAGAAGAAAACAGAAGGAAAUCCAUCUGGCUGAAGAAUAUAGACAUCAUCAAUAAACACAAUAUUAAGGCGGACAUGGGUUAUCAUAGCUAUAGACUGGGCAUGAACAAGUUUGGGGACAUGAUGAGUAACGAAGUCACUUCACCCAUGAAUGGAUCUAGAAGAUUCCCUAUGCUCAAUAGCAGCAUGUUUCUUCCCCCAAGCAAUUUAAGACUGCCAAACGCUGUCAACUGGACAAAAGAGGGUUAUGUGACCCCCGUAAAAGAUCAGGGUUUUUGUCUAUCCUGCUGGGCUUUUGCAGCCACUGGGGGAUUAGAAGGGCAACAUUUUCGAAAAACAAAGAAAUUAGUCCGCCUUUCAGAACAGAAUUUGGUCGACUGUAGCAAAGAAAACCUGGGAUGUACAGCUGGAACUCCUGAAAAUGCUUUAAACUAUAUUGCAAGAAAUGGAGGACUUGACAAAGAGGUAUCAUAUCCUUAUGUUGGAAAGAAUGGGAGGUGUAGAUUUCGGCCAACAGAAGUCGGUGCCAACUGUCAGGGAAUUGUCCACGUCCCUGCAGGGGAUGAGUUGAGUCUUCAGAAAGCAGUAGGUAGUAUUGGUCCAAUAGUAGUGAGUUUGGACGCCAGUAAAAGGUCGUUUAAACAAUACAGGAAUGGAGUGUAUGACGACAAGGCAUGUAGUAAAAAGCUGAUCACCCAUUAUGCUUUGAUUGUUGGAUACGGAGAAUUUCAAAAAAAAAAAUACUGGCUCAUAAAGAACAGUUGGGGGACCUCUUGGGGAAUGGACGGCUAUAUGAUGUUAGCUCGAAAUCAAGACAACAUGUGUGGAAUAGCAAACCAAGCUAUAUACCCGUCUGUAUAGGACAUUGACAAUAUCAACAAAUCAACAUUAUAACUCAAUACACAAAUUCAAAAAUGGAAAAUAUUACGACUGUUAACGAGAGAAAUAUGGAGUGUUGUCAUUUGUUUAAAUUGGUUUCUUUCAUUCUUUCAGUUGAUUAAAAUGCUUAAUAAUCGUUUCAAUUCAAACUUGUAUGGUUGUUUUGUAUUCUUUUCCAUACUUUAAUUAUAAUUGAAAUAUAUUAAUAAAGAAUGUA